AUGACGCUGAUCGUGGCAGUCGUAUUUAUUAUUCAAUCUAUUUUCACUCUUCCAGUACAAGCUCAUCUACCAGGAGUGCCUUCAUACGUGGUUCCGUCUGCUUUCCCGACAUCAAUUUUCUCCAGUUACUAUGUCAAGCCAGCACCAACAGCAGAACCUCAACCUGCUCUUUUCGACCCAGUUCUCAACAUCACAUAUCCGUUAAACUUGACCAGCCCAAGGACCAUCCCAUCGGCUAGCUCUGAUCCUGUCUAUUACCCACAGUCGAUCGCCAAUCUUACAAAUGCCACAUCGGAAGCAGUUAUUCAAGGUGCUUUGACAGAAAUCAAGAGCAUUAUAAGUGAUAAUGGAGGAUUAUCUGGCAACUGCUCAAAAUGUAUCGCGGCGCUAAGUGUCGGAAAGCUUGUUGCACAAUUAGCCCCAUCAUACCUUCCAGAAGCAAUGAUUUCACUUUGUCAGUCAACAAAAUGGGCUUCAAACUCGUCUUGUGUGACGACCUACGCUGCAGCGAACUUUGGUGCGAUUUGGACUCAAGUUCUGGCACUCGCAGACGUGACUGGGAAAGAUGGACAAUACAUUUGCAAUACGAUUAGCAGUACUUUCUGUGCGUCGCCAGUGUUGACACCCUUGAACACGACAGGGUUGUUUCCAAAGCCAAAGCCUACGAAUUAUACAAUGCGAAAGCCAAGCGGGACGCGAAUUAAAGUUCUUCAUUUAUCUGAUUUUCAUCUAGAUCCUAGGUAUGAAGUGGCUUCUGAAGCGAAUUGCUCAUCUGGGCUCUGCUGUAGAUACUCAGCUUCUGCACCAAUUUCUCAGGCAGUGUUACCAGCGCCAUUAUAUGGAACAUACAAAUGUGAUACUCCUUACUACCUUGGGUUAGCGGCUCUGCAAUCAAUUGCAUCUCUGACAGGGACUGGCAAAAGAAAGUCAGAUGCCGCUUGGUCAAUUUACACAGGAGAUCUUGUGUCACACGAUCCGGAAAAUGAAAUGUCACAGGCUUAUGUCGAAUACACUGAAACAAGCAUCUACAGCAUGCUCAAAUCAUAUUUAAAUGGCCCUGUUUUUGCCGUUCUUGGUAACCACGAUUCUAGUCCGGAAAAUAUUGAUGCUCCUCACAAGCUACCAGGCCCACUUGGUCAACAAUUCAGCUGGAAUUACAACCAUGUUGCUGGACUUUGGAAGCAUAACGGAUGGAUGAGCUCUUCGGAUGCCGCGCAAGCAGCCACGCACUAUGCUGCGUAUUCGGUCAAGAAUCACUACGGCCUUCGAAUUAUCACAUUGAAUACUGAUUUCUGGUAUCGUACGAAUUAUCUGAAUUUCAUAAACAGUAGCAAUCCAGACGUCUCGGGUUCCCUCGCUUUCCUGAUCAGCGAGCUCCAAAAAGCCGAGGACGCACAUGAACGCGUUUGGAUCAUUGGCCAUGUUCUCAGCGGAUGGGACGGUUCCAAUCCUCUCCUCGGUCCAACCGAUUUUUUCUACCAAAUAAUCGACCGUUACUCACCCCACGUAAUAGCCAAUACUUUCUGGGGCCACACCCAUGAAGAUCAAAUUAUGAUCUAUUACUCCAACAACGGCACAAUCCAAACCCCAGAAACAGCUCUCACCACAGGCUGGAUCGGCCCUAGCAUCACUCCACUCACAAACCUCAACUCCGGAUACAGAAUGUACGAAGUAGACACCUCAACUUUCGAGAUCUACGACGCAUAUACAUUCUACUCCGACAUAUCUCAAACACCAUACCUGAAUACCACCGGCCCAACAUUCAACUUCGAAUACUCAACGCGUGAUACCUACGGACCUGCCAUCUCAUGGCCAGGGACUGCACCAUUGAAUGCCACGUUUUGGCAUAAGGUCACGGAAGCGAUGGAAAAGAACAGGACUCUGGUAGAGGUGUUUAAUACGUUUCAGGGGAAGAUGAGUGUGAAGAGUCCGAAUUGCACGAGUGAUGCGUGUGCGCAGGCGAAGGUUUGUUAUAUGAGGAGUGGAAGUGCGGCUUUGGGAAAGCAGUGUCCGCAGGGUUUUGCGAGUGUGCAGAGUCCUUAUACAGGGAAGAACUUUUAG
This is a messenger RNA of Glarea lozoyensis ATCC 20868, 2061 nucleotides long. RefSeq names its product Metallo-dependent phosphatase. The record is from RefSeq and is a predicted model, not a curated record. The coding region runs from base 1 to 2061 and encodes 686 amino acids. Lineage: Eukaryota; Fungi; Ascomycota; Leotiomycetes; Helotiales; Helotiaceae. Gene Ontology annotation, molecular function: hydrolase activity. The transcript has 2 exons.